This is a messenger RNA of Electrophorus electricus (electric eel), 890 nucleotides long. RefSeq names its product neurogranin (protein kinase C substrate, RC3) a (gene nrgna). NCBI's taxonomy places the organism in Eukaryota, Metazoa, Chordata, Actinopteri, Gymnotiformes, Gymnotidae. Gene Ontology annotation, molecular function: calmodulin binding. Gene Ontology annotation, biological process: regulation of growth. The record is from RefSeq and is a predicted model, not a curated record.
UACAGAAUCGGAGUGCAAGGGAGGGAACGUUCUCAGUAGAGGAGAAGAAAAGCAUCGUUGCGUCAUUGGCGCCUUUACUGUGAUAUCCCUCACUACUGUUUUAUCGGACAACAACUGUAAUUUAUAGAAACAUUUCAUUUCCUUACGCCACUAUGGACUGUCGGAAAGAAGGGUGCGCUCAGCCACAGGACGAGGACAUCAUGGAUAUCCCCCUUGACGACCCAGCUGCUAACAAGGCUGCCACUAAGAUCCAGGCCGGCUUCCGAGGUCACAUGACCAGGAAGAAGAUGAAGGACGACAAACCACGGGAAGAGAAACAAAGGGACCAGAAGUAGCCAGAGAAAAUGGCCGCCCUGGCGGUGCCGCUUUCCCUGAGCAUGGCGGAGUAAGCACGUCACUGCAAUAACCAGAGGUCCUUUUUUCUUCUUCUUCUUCUUCUUUUUCUUCUUUUGUCGAAGAGCAACCUUCAGUGUAUGAUACAUAUACAAGUGUAAACUUAGAAACUAGGUCUGGAGCCUGACCUCAGAUCAGUGACCUUUUACUCUUCCUUUGCUUCCACUAUAGCCUGGACAGCAGUCUGCGACACACAAUAGCCUCUCAGCAUGUUAAAUAGCUUCUACACAAGGUCAAUUUAGAAUUAGGGGGUUUGGUGUGAUUGUUUAGAAACAUUUUCAAAAGAUUUUUGGUUUAAGGCAUGAUGUCUGUUGCAUCUGUCAGAACAGGCUAAAAUGCAUUUACUGAUUUUUUUCUCAGUUUGAUUUUUCUUUUUUGUGCUCACCUCCCUGCCUGUAUUCUUAUAAUAUGAGAGUAUGCAUUUAUUACAAGACAGACCAUUGCCUUUUUUAGUGUGACUUUGUUCUGCCUGUUUAAUAAAGCAAAAUGGGGUUGGA